Molecule: messenger RNA, 480 nt
Organism: Mucor mucedo
Lineage: Eukaryota; Fungi; Mucoromycota; Mucoromycetes; Mucorales; Mucoraceae
Product: chaperonin GroS
Exons: 4
Coding region: 35-346 (103 amino acids)
Cellular component (GO): mitochondrial matrix
Molecular function (GO): protein folding chaperone; protein-folding chaperone binding; metal ion binding
Source: RefSeq, a predicted model, not a curated record
AAAAAUUCUUUUUUAUUCUUUCUGCACUUUCAAAAUGUCUGUUUCUACCAAGCUCAAGAACAUUGUUCCUCUUCUCGAUCGCGUCUUAGUUCAACGUAUUAAGCCCGAACAGAAAACUUCUGCUGGUAUUUACAUCCCCGAGAAAGCUCAAGAAGCUCCUAACCAAGGAAAUGUCAUUGCUGUUGGUAAGGGUUUGUUGGAUAAGGAUGGUAAGCAUAUUCCCAACCAAGUCUCCGUUGGUGACAAGAUCAUCCUUCCUCCUUACGGUGGUAUCCCUGUCAAGGUCUCUCACGAGGAAUAUCUCUUAUUCCGUGAUUCUGAAAUUCUUGCCAAGGUCGUAGAAUAAAUCCAUCUUAUUGACAUUUUCGCAAAAUAUCAUCGUAAUAAACAAAAUAGAAUUUGGUCCUUAUGUUAUACUAAAGAAAGGGAUUGUCUUUAACUUGACAAUGCUAUUGUUCCCUUCAUACCUGAUCCCAAUAU